This is a messenger RNA of Rhinichthys klamathensis goyatoka, 737 nucleotides long. RefSeq names its product ring finger protein 122 (gene rnf122). The coding region runs from base 72 to 650 and encodes 192 amino acids. NCBI's taxonomy places the organism in Eukaryota, Metazoa, Chordata, Actinopteri, Cypriniformes, Leuciscidae. The record is from RefSeq and is a predicted model, not a curated record. The transcript is spliced from 6 exons.
AUGACCCGAAUGUCGUGAAUGUGACUGUAUUUACUGACUCGCAUCGUGUGAGGAGGACUGUGUGUAGUCAGAUGAAUCCAGAUGUGCUGAAUGGCCUGACAGAGCGACAUACAGACAGAGGGCACCAUCUCUCUGUUUAUAAACACACAUCUGCUCAUAGGAAGAAUCACACGGGUGGAUUGAUGCACCCUUUCCAGUGGUGCAACGGGUGCUUCUGCGGUUUGGGACUGAUCUACUCCAAUAAGACCUGCACUAUGCCAUCCAUCACCUUCCAGGACCUGCCUCUCAAUAUCUAUAUGGUUAUCUUCGGCACAGGCAUCUUUGUCUUCGUACUCAGCCUCAUAUUCUGCUGCUAUUUUAUAAGUAAACUGAGACACCAAGCCCAAAGUGAGCGCUUUGGAUACAGAGAGGUUAUUUUAAAAGGAGACCCGAAGAAGCUGAAUCUUCAUGGGCAGACGUGUGCCGUGUGCCUGGAGGACUUUAAGGUGAAAGAUGAGCUGGGAGUGUUGCCGUGCCAACAUGCCUUUCACAGGAGGUGUGUGGUGAAGUGGCUGGAGGUGCGCUGUGUGUGUCCCAUGUGUAAUAAACCCCUGGGCGGAUCGCCGGAGCAGAACCAGAGCAUCGGGACUCUGCUGGACGAGCUGGUGUAGACGAACAUCUGACUCUCUCUGGAGGCUUUUACAGACAUAAACAGCCCGAUAACUCUCUGAUCCGACACCUCAUUCUGAGACUGAACC